UCUAAAUUAUUUUUUAAAUUGUAAAAUGGCUGACGAAGAUCGCGAGAGUUUAGUUCAACAAUUUAUAAGUGUUACUGGAGUUGAGACCAAUAGAGCUAAGUUUUACUUAGAGUCAUCAGCAUGGAACCUAGAGUUAGCAAUGAGCAGUUUUUUUGAAGGUGCAGAUAAUGACUCCCCUGUAGAUGAUAUUGUAAUGUCAACAGAAUCAUCUGAGAAUCAGGCUGCAAGGACUUCAGCAGCAAACAAUUCAAACCAAAGAGUUCAGACAUUCAGCUCUAUUCGUGUAGACUCUGAGUCUUCAGAUGAAGAAGGACAAGCUUAUUAUGCUGGAGGUUCAGAUACUAGUGGACAACAGAUACUUGGUCCUCCAAAGAAGAAAGAUGCAAAUAAACUUGUUGAUUCAUUGUUUCAGUCAGCCAGGGAGCAUGGUGCUGAGGAGAAAAAAGACGAUGAACGAUCUGGUCCUGUGAAGAGGGCAACCUUUGUGGGUGCCGGUUAUAGACUUGGGGAGACACAAGAUGAUACAACUAUUGUAAGAGGGGCAACUGAAUCCAGACCAAGAGAACAGGUUGAAAAGAAAUUAAAGCUGUGGAAGAAUGGCUUUAGUAUAGAUGAUGGUCCACUCAGGGACUACAAUGACCCAGAGAACAAAUCUUUCCUGGACAGUAUUGCAAGAGGUGAAGUGCCCCAGGAUCUAGUCCGUGAGGCUCGAGGUGGGGAGGUCAGCCUUGAUAUGGAGGACCACAGGACAGAAGACUAUGUCAAACCAAAGGUUACAGUCAAAGCAUUCUCUGGGGCUGGACAUAUGUUGGGCAGCACCGAACCAAACUCUUUCAGCCCCACUCCAUCUGUGAUAAAGUGUGCACCACCUUCUGGAGACAGGAUCCCCCCUCCCCCUACAGUAGAUGACAAGCUGCCAGUCACAAAUGUUCAAUUACGUCUAGCUGAUGGGAAAAGGAUGGUUCUCAAAUUGAACAACACCCAUAGAAUCAGCGAUAUAAGGCAACAUAUAAUUGCAUGUUAUCCACAGUAUGCACAUGGCAAUUUCUCUUUAAUGACCACAUUUCCAAACAAGGAUCUGCAGGACGAGUCUCUUACUCUGGAACAGGCUAACCUUUUGAAUGCUGUCAUUGUCCAGAGAAUCAAGUGAUUCAACAAUUUACAGCUGCUUCUAUUAAAGGGAGUGAAUUUUUGAGGUUCUAAGUGUUGCAUAUUGUUUCAUUUGUUCAAAUAUUUGUUCUUUUUGAAUAACUGUUGAGUGUGAUUGGUUCAAAUUAAACCCAUGGCCUGAUAUAAAAAAGGAGGAAUAGAAAUAAAAACUUGUGUUUCAUAUGAUUUAUUGCAUGUAGAUCAGAACAGUGAUAACAAAUACAUGUCUCUCUAGCUGUGCCUCUUGUAUAAGUCAUUUAAAAUGAUCAAAUCUUAUCAAUUUUGUUAAAUUUUUAAUUAUAAGUGCUCAUUUUAUUAGUUACAAGAUGUCCACAGAAAGACUUAAUGGCAUUUCAGCCAUUCUGAGCUGUAAGACAAAUGACAUUUACAGCUAAUUACUAGUUCUAAAUGUUCUUGUCUAAAAAAUACAGAUGUGUGAACUUAGCUGUAAUCAAGUAGGCCAAGAUGCAAUGAAGACAUUUUUGUUGUGUUGCCUUUUAGAUUAUCAGUGAUUGGCCUUCAUACUUGGUAGACCUACAUCUUGACACUACUAUUGGUUCUACCCAUUGUACAUUGUCAGUGAAAGGUUACGGCACCAGAAAUUAUAGCUACUAAGUAUGAUGAUUUUCAGAUGACUGUAUUAUGUUCUGUUAAAAAAUAAAAUAAUUGAAAUGACUAAUUCUGAUUAUUAACUGACUUGAUGUAUAGAAUUUAUCAUGAUGGCAUGUAUCAAAACAAAAAAAAAAAUGCAAGAAUUUUGAGUGCCAUAGAUUUUUUUUUUGUAGGAAGUAUCAGAUUUGUGCAAGUCACUGUGAUUCCUAUCUUAUAGCAUUGGACCCUGGUGGAGACUCUGAGGGGAUUGAUUGGGAACCUGUGAAUAUUGUACUUCUGUUGUAGGAAGUAAUAAAGUGUGUUGUGCUGGACACUGCAUUCCCUUGUUGUACAAAGGGGAUCACCAAAGCUAGUGCACUCUACCUCACUUAUUCAUAAAGGUCUCUCUAAGAACUUAUUUAGUUUGUGUGAAAUUGAUUGAUAAGCAAAGUCACUCACUGUGGGAUUUCUUGAAGAGUGACUUUUUUUAUAAGACCAAUCCUUGAUUCAGAUACAUGCUUAACACUGUGCUGAACUGUAUGUUUAGAUUGAUUGAAUUCUAGUUUUUUUAAAGUUUUCUUCAUUGAUUUCACAAAAAGUUAUUUGAAGUGUUUUAAUGGUGUACAUAUUAAGUAAAUCAUACAAGUUUAGAUAAUACUAUAAUAUUCUCUAGUAGCUUGAAGACAACAUUAUGUAAAGUAUAUUCCAGUCAGUCAAUAUUGUCUACAUUUACAAUAGGCUCAAUGUUAUUCACACUUCUAGCAUUCAAUAGUGUUCAAUAUUUUCCUAUUUUCAUAACUAACAUGCUGGAAAAAAUCUAAUACAAAUAAAUCACUUUUUUAAAAGCCAGUAUCAUUUUAACUUUAAAAUAUGUACACGCUCAUUGUUUAAAAUAAAGAAAACAGAACAGUUUUUGUUGAAUGAAAUACUUGUAUUGAACAAUAAAAUCUUUGCAUUCUUU
Molecule: messenger RNA, 2701 nt
Organism: Biomphalaria glabrata
Lineage: Eukaryota; Metazoa; Mollusca; Gastropoda; Planorbidae
Product: NSFL1 cofactor p47-like
Exons: 10
Coding region: 26-1150 (374 amino acids)
Biological process (GO): membrane fusion; nuclear membrane reassembly; proteasome-mediated ubiquitin-dependent protein catabolic process
Cellular component (GO): nucleus; cytosol
Molecular function (GO): ubiquitin binding
Source: RefSeq, a predicted model, not a curated record